CUCUCCCAAUUCGGUUCCAUGUUGAGGAGGGAUCCAUGAUCCAUGAUAUUUGCCCUAUCAACUCCGUAGUAUCCUCCUAGUCUAUCGCCAACAAUUGUCACUUGGUGCUUUCCGUCCAGAACCAGCUUGCCCCGAUGGAUCAUGGACCACAUGACAAAACCACUGGAGGAGACUCCAUCCCCACCAUGCCCAUCACCUCGAUCAAUCAGGUGCCGCAGAGGACGAAUCUCCCAUGUUUUUGCUGGGAACAUGGAGCCGAAGUGGAUGAGACCAACCCGUAGGGCUGAACAAUAUGCCUCAGCACAGUGCUCACUCAGUACAAUCAGUCCAAUUUUAAAACAUGGUCGUGUCCGAUGGCAUGCAAACAGAAUGAAGUUCGUGUGUGUGACUCCCGUUCCGGGAACUGAUGAUCGGAGACCUCCGUCACGCACACUCUCAGGCAACCAAGAGCAGCAUCAAUCUACAUGGCCGUUUAGUGGUGUCUCGUUUCCCUUUACGCAAGCCAACCAUGCACAUCCGAUCAUCACUACUUCAGUCUUUUAUCAUACUUAUGUAUAUCCGUACUGUGUAUCGCAGGUAGCUGUACUGUACUUCCGUCCUCAACAUCAUCUAUACUCUUCCACCUCCGAUUGGCCAGAAGGAACCUCGCCAACCAGGCAUCUCCGAUGUCUUGAUAGCGAGAGCCCAGGCUUCGGUUACCGACUCGGGACUCCCGGUGAACCCAUUGUACCUGUGUUGCCUCAGAGACCAGGCCGUCACUGCCUCAGGCACUCUGCGGCAUACUCUCCGCGGCGGCCCGCAUUUGGCUUUCUCCGUUCAGAGACUUUAAGACUUUAAGCCCCGGUGCGCGGAGUUUCUUGCCUGGCCGGCACGCACGGCAGUUACUCCGGUCCACACAGGUUAUUUGCGGUUGAAUCUGGACUCGGAGAUAGGUGGUUGUUGAUUCCGCUUGGUGCCUCGCGUUUGGGAUGGGAGCUUGGUGUCUGGUUCAUGUAUUCGUGGCUUGUCGCUUGCUAUGGGGUGUCUUGUGGAGAUAAGAGCGAUGUACCCUCUUAUGGGCUGUAUUGCGUUCU
This is a messenger RNA of Aspergillus fijiensis CBS 313.89, 1073 nucleotides long. RefSeq lists its product as uncharacterized. The coding region runs from base 142 to 837 and encodes 231 amino acids. NCBI's taxonomy places the organism in Eukaryota, Fungi, Ascomycota, Eurotiomycetes, Eurotiales, Aspergillaceae. The record is from RefSeq and is a predicted model, not a curated record. The transcript has 2 exons.